AUGGGGGACGCUGCCAAAGACGACAACAGCACCAAGCGCAAGGCCUCCCAGGACCCCUCGUCGCCCGCGACGUCGAAGCGCGUCAAGCAUGAACAGCAGGCCGAGGAGCCGGCCGACGAGGAUGCUAAGCCCGCCGCGACGGGCGCCGCGAGGCCGAUCCCCUUUCCGGACAAGCCCGCCGUCGUGGAGGAGCGCAACGGCGAGAUCGAGUUCCGCGUGGUCAACAACGACAACGAGCGCGAGUCGCUCAUCAUCCUCACCGGGCUCAAGUGCAUCUUCCAGAAGCAGCUGCCCAAGAUGCCCAAGGACUACAUCGCGCGGCUGGUGUACGACCGCACGCACGUGUCCAUCGCCAUCGUCAAGAAGCCGCUCGAGGUGGUGGGCGGCAUCACGUACCGGCCCUUCAAGGGGCGCCAGUUUGCCGAGAUUGUCUUUUGCGCCAUCAGCUCGGACCAGCAGGUCAAGGGGUACGGCGCGCACCUCAUGUCGCACCUCAAGGACUACGUCAAGGCGACGAGCGACGUGAUGCACUUCCUGACCUACGCCGACAACUACGCCAUCGGCUACUUCAAGAAGCAGGGCUUCACCAAGGAGAUCACGCUGGACCGCCGCGUGUGGAUGGGCUACAUCAAGGACUACGAGGGCGGCACCAUCAUGCAGUGCUCCAUGCUGCCGCGCGUGCGCUACCUCGAGAUGGGGCGCAUGCUGCUCAAGCAGAAGGAGUGCGUGCAGGCCAAGAUCCGCGCCUACUCGCGCUCGCACGCCGUGCACCCGCCGCCGCGCGAGUGGCGCACCGGCAGCGGCGGCGGCGGCGGCGGCGGCGGCGGCGUGCGGCCCAUCGACCCCCUCGACGUGGCCGCCAUCCGCGCCUCCGGCUGGUCCCCGGACAUGGACGAGCUGGCCCGCCAGCCGCGCCACGGCCCCAACUACAACCAGCUGCUGCACCUGCUCAACGACCUGCAGAACCACCAGUCGGCCUGGCCCUUCCUCGUCCCCGUCAACCGCGACGACGUGGCCGACUACUACGACGUCAUCAAGGAGCCCAUGGACCUCAGCACCAUGGAGAACAAGCUCGAGGCCGACCAGUACGCCACCCCGGAGGACUUUACCCGCGACGCCAAGCUCAUCUUUGACAACUGCCGCAAGUACAACAACGAGAACACGCCCUACGCCAAGUCGGCCAACAAGCUGGAGAAGUUUAUGUGGCAGCAGAUCAAGGCCAUCCCGGAGUGGUCGCACCUCGAGCCGGAGAAAUAG
Molecule: messenger RNA, 1257 nt
Organism: Ustilaginoidea virens
Lineage: Eukaryota; Fungi; Ascomycota; Sordariomycetes; Hypocreales; Clavicipitaceae
Exons: 3
Coding region: 1-1257 (418 amino acids)
Biological process (GO): positive regulation of transcription by RNA polymerase II; chromatin remodeling
Cellular component (GO): histone acetyltransferase complex
Molecular function (GO): histone H3 acetyltransferase activity; protein binding
Source: RefSeq, a predicted model, not a curated record